CCAAUAUCUCCUCAUGCCUCCGACCCUGGCUGUGCCCUGAGGCAGCCCAAGGGGGAAUGGGGUGAACUAGGAACAAAGGCCGAGAACGUUGCAGAAGAACGUCCCGACGGGGGCAGAUGGACGAGGCUGUGGCAUAAUCUCUCAAGGGGAAUGGAAGGAGCCCCAGUGUCGGGGAUGCUUCAAACUAGAGGGGACUCUGGAAAGCAUACGCAGCGGCCACGAGUGCAGGACGAUGUCGGCCCAUCUGCAGUGGAUGAUUGUUCGCAACAGCUCCAGCUUCCUCCUCAAGCAGAACAAACCAACCUACAGCACCGAGCCGAACAACCUGAAGGCCAGGAACUCCUUCCACUACAACGGGCUGAUCCAUCGCAAGACGGUCGGCGUGAAGCUCAUGGCAGACGGGAAGGGGAUCGUGGUGGUGCUGAAGAAACGGACAGUCCAUCGCAAGCCAGCCAAGUCCUAUGAGAAGACGGCCAUUAACAAGAACGCCCAGGCUAUGCUCAACAGCCUGCGUCACAUCAUCCACAAGAACAACUUCCGCAAGGAUCUGUGCAUGAGCGCUCUGCACUGUGCCAGUGCCAUCCUGCAGAGCCAGAAGCCGGUGGUGGUGAAGAAGAAGAGAACCUGGGCUACCAAGACAGCGUGAAUGGCUAGCAUGUCCCAAUAAAGGGUU
This is a messenger RNA of Chelonia mydas (Green sea turtle), 673 nucleotides long. Its product is annotated as 60S ribosomal protein L28. NCBI's taxonomy places the organism in Eukaryota, Metazoa, Chordata, Testudines, Cheloniidae. Gene Ontology annotation, biological process: translation. The transcript has 2 exons. The record is from RefSeq and is a predicted model, not a curated record. The coding region runs from base 233 to 646 and encodes 137 amino acids. Gene Ontology annotation, cellular component: ribosome; cytosolic large ribosomal subunit. Gene Ontology annotation, molecular function: structural constituent of ribosome.